Molecule: messenger RNA, 931 nt
Organism: Mytilinidion resinicola
Lineage: Eukaryota; Fungi; Ascomycota; Dothideomycetes; Mytilinidiales; Mytilinidiaceae
Exons: 1
Coding region: 123-707 (194 amino acids)
Source: RefSeq, a predicted model, not a curated record
CUGGUCUUCGACUUUUUUGUUUGCACUCCCGACACAUCACCCACACGUAUUUCUUGAAUACCACGCGCAAAUCGGCCUGGCUAUACUUCAAAAGCUUUUUCUACCUAGGAUAAUUUCACAAAAUGGAAACCGCACACCCUCCUCACCGCGCGCACGCCUCGCGGCCACUCUCCACCACUGAAGCGCACUCCCUCCUCACCGCCUACCUUGUCGCAACCGAAACAUCUCCCCAUUUACACCCAGACGGCCUUCUCAGCACAGCAGGCGUGCAGUUCGCGACCUCUGCUGGCCCAAUGGGUGGUGUCGUGCUACACAACCUGAGGCGCGUGGAAGCUGGGUUGCGGGGCGAGCACAUGGAACCAGAUUUGGAGGUGCUGGAAGAAGAAGAUGCGAAAGCUGGAGCAGAAGCUGGACUAGAGGAUGCAGUGGUGGGCAAGGCGCUGAAUGGGAAGAGGACGGUGAAGCAGGCUGAGGAAGGCUGGCAGGAUAUUGAGGAGUAUCAGAGAGAGCAGGGGCCGAUAAUUGGGGAGAUCGAGGAUAGAUCGAACUUUGUGGCCGAUGGGGUUGAGGAGCCGGUGGUUGUGGAGCAUGUGGAGGUACCGAAACUGGAUAAGGCGGCCAGGAAGAAAGCGAAGAAAGAACGGGAGGAGAAGAAAAAGAGAGAGAAAGAAAUGCUGAGGCAGAAGAAGGCGAAAACGCAGGGCUGAGACUUCAAAAUCGAGGUUGGCAGUACUAUAACGACACAAUUCGGCGAUAUGGCACGGCAAGAUCACGCAAAGGGUUGUGAGUAUUAGGCGGCGUUGCAAAUCGAUGCCAAAGCGGCUUUUAAUUCCAAUAUUUUGGAAGCUGGACACCUGCUUCAUCUCCAAACCAUGGUCCAGGACUACAGCUCUAUAUCAUUCGCCUGCAAGGGUUUCUCAUUAUCCGCCGA